CUGCCUUUGUCUGGAAUGGACUGUAGAGAGAUGGACUUUUAUGAAGAUUACCAGUCCCCGUUUGAUUUUGACACAGGCGUGAACAAAAACUAUCUCUACUUGUCUCCUAGUGGAAACUGGUCUCCAUCCGGAUCCCCUACUCUGCAGAAGUCCGAUUGGGCGCCCGUGUACAGCCACGGCAUGUUUGACUGUGAGCGCACUUUGCCUGUGACGUGCGGGCAUGUGACCUACUGCAAAUGUAACAGUCUUUGUAUAGAUGAUCUUCCUGGGACAAAAGGCCUCUCCACACGAGGUCCAUUUCCCUCUGUGGGUCUGCCUCUUGCCCUGUUUUUCUGGCUCAGCCUGUUGUCCUACUCCGUAGAAGAAGAAAUCCAGACUCUGUCUCAAGUGUUAGCAGCAAAAGAGAAGCAUCUAGCGGAGAUCAAACGGAAACUUGGGAUCAAUUCACUACAGGAACUAAAACAGAACAUUGCCAAAGGCUGGCAGGAUGUGACAGCAACAUCUGCGUAUAAAAAGACCUCUGAAACCUUACAUGUCUAUCUCUUUUUAAUGCUGCCUCUUAGUAUCCGCUCCAUUCAACAUUCAAUUAGCAUGCCUGCUAUGAGAAACUCCCCAACUUUCAAAUCAUUUGAAGAAAAAGUUGAAAACUUAAAGUCUAAGGUAGGGGGAACCAAGCCUGCUGGUGGGGAUUUCGGCGAAGUCUUGAAUUCAACUGCAAACGCGAGUGCCACCUCCACGGAGCCUCUUCCGGAGCAGACGCAGGGGGGCCAGUGAGGGGCUGACCCUGGCUGCCGCCCACUGCCAGCCGCUGCCAGCCGCUGCCAGCGGCGUCCAGGCACGUCACGUCAACACUCAUUGCCCUCAGUUCCCACCGGAUGUGCUUUUACUUAGCUUUACAUGUUCAUCUGACCAAAUAGUUUGUGGGUUGAACACAAUAAAAGAAUCUUCACCUCUGUUCCCUGGAAACACCCUUUCCUGUGCAUUUAAGGCCCCCGGUUUAGGAAACCCGUUAUAAAACCACGUGUAAUACCUGGGGAUCCUCACUAGAAUGACCCACGAAGCUUCAGGGUUCUAUCACUGCUUUCCUACUUUAUAAAAUUGCUCUAGAUCUGGGAUGUCAGUUUAAUCUUUGUCUUCACAAUGAUUUUCUUUGUUUUCUCUUUGAAUCUCCAUAUCUUUGAUUGCUAAGUGAAAUUUAAAGUCUUCGGAUUUCUGGUUAUUAAAAGUUUUGGCUUAAUUUUCUUUACCUUCAAGGAAAGAGUUACCAGCUACAAAAAAUAUUUUUGAGUAAAUGUUCUGGCAUAAGGUAUCUUCUAUCUUGUGUGUCUGAAGACAGCAGACUAAAUGCAUCAGCUCUCCAUCCAGGUUGUUAGAGUGACAACAUGAACAGCAAUUCAGACUCCUCGGUGACUUGAGAGUGGAACCAUCUCAUCCUUGUCACCCUUUGUGACAGUAACCACUUUAGUGUUUUAUUAUUAUGCCAUUUAUAUCAACUUAUUUUUCACAAGAUUAAAAUUUUAGUUUCAGAGUAAACUGCAAAAUAACAUUCGGAAUCGAGCAUACUGACAUUAUCGGUAGGUUGAAAUAUGAACACUCUCAACCAAUGUUCCAUUCAAAAGCCUGAAAGGUUUUUAGCUGUAAUAACGCUAAAAUCAAUCACCGUAGGGGAAGCAUUGCUGUCUUCAUUUAAUUCAUUCAGCACCAUUUAAAAAUAAGCACACGAAGUUGUUGUAUGACUAAUACAACCUGAAAAGAUUUUCUAUUAAGGGGUUGUUGGUAAUUCCUGAGGAUUAAAUGCAUUAAUGAAAACCAACUCAUUGUUUCUUACUUACUUGUUUUCAGUGUCUUAGAAAUUAUAAAAUGAUACUGCAGACAUUGCCCCCUAUUUUGAAAACAAUGGCAGGGCUGAAUGAACCAAAGCCUCUGCAGGUAUCUGCAUGGAGGCCAAGGUCCUCUAUUCUAAUAGCAACUUACUCAUCACUAUUACCUUGUCAUUAUUCUGUGUGUGGCUGUGGCCUAUAAUGUUGUAUUCGUUAUUUAUCAAGUUGUGAUUGUUUUAUUGUUUAUGCCAAAUGUAAAUUGCCAAGCUUGGAGUGACCCAAGGCAUUUUUUUUUUUUUAAAAGCAUGGCUAGAUUUACUUCAGGAUAAGUUAUCUUAUGAAAAACCAGAUUUGAAAAGCCACAAGUGUUGGUUGUUAUAAGUAACGUGCUGCCAUUCUUGAUUGCUAGAGCUUUUGUUAUAGCACUUUAGAUGCAACUGAAAAUAUGCUCUAUUAAAUGUGAAAAGCCUAAUAAAUUCUGUAUGUCAGUAGUAUAGGUCUCAAUAUUUAUUGUGAGACCAAUGGUCUGGAAACAGCUUGUAUUAAAUAAUCAACUGGUGUCUAUGCAAAACAACAAAAACAUUAUUUAUACUACCUGCUUUAAAUCACUGCUUAAUGGUGUUAGACUAACAUGUAAAAUCUUUCCUUAAAGAGGCUUUAAGGCAAAUGUCCCAAUUGUUGAAGCGUUGUCCUGGAGGGGUGGGUCUGUAGAAAUUUGUCUUUUUAUAGAACUACUCUGGUUACUCAACAUAACUGUUAUUUUUUUCUAACUAGUCUUUCAUUUGAAAAAAGAAAAUCACAUCAUCUUUUCAUUGCAUUGUUUCUUGGUGCCCUGCCCUGUACUAUCUUUCAACAAGACAGACUGGAAUAAGGUCGCAAGUUCUUUAGCUGAGUGAGAUAUACUCCGAUCUUUUUACUUUAUAGUGAGAAAUGAUAGCAUAAGGGUUGAAAAUGGGAUGGGUGUAUGUGGGUAUUGGUGAUGGUUGUGAAAGAAACUGGAGAAUCACUUUUCUAGACAUCUCCCUGUACUUAAUUUUAAAAUGAUUUAAUCUAUUGCAAAGUACUCUGCAUUUUAAAAGAAGUAGCAAAAAGUAGCAAGAGGAUGACUUUAGAAAACCAAAUGUGGACUUAGAAAUGUUAUUCAAAAUAGUCUUAUGGAAGAUUCAAUAUUACAAAUUCACAGAUAUUUCAGAAAUGUGGGUUAUCAUAGGAAUUACUAAGAAUACCAGAGCGGUCCUGGUCACUGUAUUCAAUUUUGUGUUUGACACUGUAAGAAAACAACUUGAGAGUGAAAUCUCAGACAGAUAUUGAAGAAUUCAAGAAGUGUAGUAGAUGAAAAUAAUCCCUGAAACUAACCCCUUUUUAUGAAAGAACGUCUUCACCUUACGGGGUUUGUGGAAAAUAAAGCAAGAGUUCUUAUGCUUAGGAGGCCAAAGGAAAUCAAUGAAAGAGAGUAGAAUUCAUUGGAUUAUCAUUUUAGUAACUCAAACUACUGAAAUAGAGAAAAUACAUCUUUAAUUUGGAAUCACUGUUUCUGGAUCUGUUAAAUGCACACUGUAUUUUUUUUUUGUAUCGUAUUUGAAAACAAUAAAAAUACUGUAAUUUGGGUA
Suricata suricatta (meerkat) is the source of this 3430-nucleotide messenger RNA. RefSeq names its product tumor protein D52 (gene TPD52). NCBI's taxonomy places the organism in Eukaryota, Metazoa, Chordata, Mammalia, Carnivora, Herpestidae. The coding region runs from base 16 to 774 and encodes 252 amino acids. Gene Ontology annotation, cellular component: cytoplasm. The record is from RefSeq and is a predicted model, not a curated record. The transcript has 9 exons. Gene Ontology annotation, biological process: B cell differentiation.